Molecule: messenger RNA, 456 nt
Organism: Angiostrongylus costaricensis
Lineage: Eukaryota; Metazoa; Nematoda; Chromadorea; Rhabditida; Metastrongylidae
Source: the annotation of a GenBank genome assembly
AUGACAGAGUACAAGCUGGUGGUGGUGGGUGAUGGAGGUGUGGGCAAAUCGGCCCUCACUAUUCAACUUAUUCAGAAUCACUUUGUUGAAGAAUACGAUCCCACCAUCGAGGAUAGUUAUCGAAAACAGGUUGUAAUCGAUGGUGAAACGUGUCUGCUGGACAUCCUGGACACAGCAGGACAGGAAGAGUACUCAGCAAUGCGGGACCAAUACAUGCGCACAGGUGAGGUACCAAUGGUGUUAGUUGGGAAUAAAUGUGAUCUUGCUCAGCGUGCUGUUGAUGGUCGAACUGUUGCGGAUGCAGCUAGGGCCUAUGGUAUACCUAUGGUAGAUACUUCAGCAAAAACAAGAAUGGGUGUCGACGAUGCAUUUUACACUCUAGUACGCGAAAUUAGAAGGCACCGAGAGCGGAACCGGGAUGUGCCGAGGAAAAAGAAAAAGUGCUUAAUUCUAUGA